AGUUUAAAAAAGGAGGAACCAUGGAAUAGAAGAAUCAAAAGUGUGAGAGAAAAACCAUCAUUACUAACAUCACUCACUCACACUAUAAGCAGCCCACAUUAUACAUUAUAACAUUGCCCACAUAACCUAAAUCUCCCAAAAACAAAUCAUUACUUCUCUCUAGCUCUUUCUCCAGCAACCUUCUCCUCUUCCUUCUCCAACCCCAUAAACUCAAAGUUUCAAACACAUAUAGCUCAUCUCUUUCUAUCCUUCUUGCUCUAAAGAUAGUUGAAAGAUUUUGUCGAUAAAAGACAGGAGGAUUCAAAGCUUUAAGAGAGAAGAAGAGUUAACUAGCUUCUUGGAAUGGGAAAAAGCUUCAUACUUGUAGCUAGUCUUCUUCUUCUUCUUCUUUCCUUCCCCUCCUCAGGUACAAAAGCUAGUAGUGAACCAGUAGAAGAAGAAAAAGACAUAACCACACCAUUAGCCACAAACCCAACCACCACUACUCCAACAACCGUGGUCCCUAACUCUGACUCUGACGCUUCUGCCGUGGCCACAACUCCCCUAACGAUUCCAUCUCCACCACACGCUGCAGCCUACCCAGGUGGAAGCUGGUGUGUUGCCAGGGAGAACGUCGCAACAAUGGCGUUACAAGCGGCUUUGGACUACGCGUGUGGUAUCGGUGGAGCAGACUGCUCGGAUAUACAAGGAGGAGGAAAGUGUUAUAGCCCUAGCUCGUUAAGAGCGCAUGCUUCUUUUGCCUUCAACAGUUAUUACCAGAAGAAUCCUAUCCCGAGUAGUUGCAACUUUGAUGGAACUGCUGUCACUAUAAGUUCUGACCCAAGUGUAGGAUCGUGCCGCUUCCCGUCUACAAGCACGAGUGAAUCAAUAUUGAACGUAUCAAGUGAAGAUGGAUUAGGGCUUUUUGGGAGAAUACCGUCACAUCCAACUCCCAAGCCCGAAGCUUCAAACUCCUCCUCCUCCAUAACUUUCUCUUUUCUCUUCUUCUUCGCUUUUGUUUUUAUAUCUUUUUUGUUAUGAUCACCUUGAUUUUUUCAUGUAAUAUAUAACUAAUUUCGGCUGAAAUAUUACUUUUUUUUUUUAAGU
Molecule: messenger RNA, 1086 nt
Organism: Capsella rubella
Lineage: Eukaryota; Viridiplantae; Streptophyta; Magnoliopsida; Brassicales; Brassicaceae
Product: PLASMODESMATA CALLOSE-BINDING PROTEIN 1
Exons: 4
Coding region: 343-1020 (225 amino acids)
Source: RefSeq, a predicted model, not a curated record